AUGGAAAAAGCUAUUAGAGAGAACCCUAACAUGAAAGUCGUGGACAUUAGGGAUAAAGUCAGUAGGAAAUGGAAUGUUGGAAUCUCUAGAAAUAGGGCAAGUGCCAUGGCAAAAGAUAAUGUUGAUGGUUCAUUCAAGGAACAAUAUAGAAGAAUCCAUGAUUAUGGGCAUGAGCUUCUCAGGGCAAAUCCAAGCUCAACAGUCAAAAUAAAGGUUGAAAAUAGUAAUGGGGAGUGUAUCUUCAACAGAAUUUAUGUAUGCUUGAAAGCAUGCAAAGAUAGUUUCAUUAGUUGUAGACCCGUCAUUGGGUUGGAUGGAUGCUUUCUCAAAGGCAAGUAUGGAGGGGAAUUACUAACAACUGUGGGAAGAGAUGCAAAUGAACAAAUUUUGCCCAUUGCAUAUGCUGUUGUUGAGGUAGAAAACAAAGACUCAUGGACUUGGUUCUUGGACCUGCUCAUUGGGGAUCUUGGUGGGGAAGCUGGUCUGUUAACAGCCAUUGAUGCACUUCUACCUGGGGUAGAACAACGAUUUUGUGUUAGACAUAUGUACUCAAACUUUAGAAAGCAAUUUCCUGGAAAAGACCUUAAACGUUUGAUGUGGACAGCAGCAACAGCCACAUAUCCACAACUAUGGGAGGCUGAAAUGAUGAAAAUCAAAGACAUCAAUUUAGAAGCGUUUAAGUAUUUGAUUGCAAUUGCACCAAGAUAUUGGUCAAGAUCUAGAUUCACUUCUAGAUCACAAUGUGACACUCUUGUCAACAACAUGUGCGAGGGAUUCAACAGUGUGCUAGUUCACACUAGGACUAAACCAAUUAUCACCAUGUUGGAAGAGAUUAGGGUUUACAUCAUGAAGAGAUGGGCUAAGAACAAGACGAAGAUGACACUAUAUCAAGGUAGUGUGUGCCCUAAGGUUCUCAACAGAUUUCGAAAGCAAUCAUGGUUAAUCAGAUAUUGGUUACCAAGAUGGUCAUCAAAUCAGUUAUUUGAAAUCAUCCACAUUUCACAAUUUGGGGAGCAAUUUGUUGUCAACCUUGACAAGAAUGAAUGCAGUUGUAGAAAAUGGUUACUUACUGUUAUUACUUGCACUCAUGCCAUCACUGCAAUGAAGUUCUUGAAUGUAAAUGCAGAAGACUAUAUUGGUACUUACUAUAGGAAGUCUACGUAUGAAGAGACCUACAACUCCAUCGUCUACCCUAUCAAUGGUCAAGUUCUCUGGGAGAAAAUUUCAUAUCCAGAUGUCUUAACCCCAAAGAAGAGAACAAUGCCUAGCAGGCCCAAGCAAAAAAGAAGGCUAGAGAGUUGGGAGUUGAAGAAGAAUGAUACUCAAUUAAGAAAGGGUGUGAGCAAAAAAGCAUGUGCUGUUUGCAAACAACUUGGACACAACAAAAGAUCUUGUCCACAACGACUAUCAACAUCAGAUCUUCCAGCUGACCAAACUCCUGCUGAGCAACCUAUUGAGCAACCUAUUGAUCCAACACCACAAGUGACAGUACCUCCUGCUGAGCAACCUACUGAUCAACCUGCUGAAGAAUGA
Messenger RNA from Vigna radiata var. radiata (mung bean), 1533 nucleotides. RefSeq lists its product as uncharacterized. The transcript has 4 exons. Lineage: Eukaryota; Viridiplantae; Streptophyta; Magnoliopsida; Fabales; Fabaceae. Gene Ontology annotation, molecular function: zinc ion binding; nucleic acid binding. Bases 1 to 1533 code for a protein of 510 amino acids. The record is from RefSeq and is a predicted model, not a curated record.